This is a messenger RNA of Anopheles stephensi (Asian malaria mosquito), 1011 nucleotides long. RefSeq names its product protein GVQW3-like. The transcript is spliced from 3 exons. Lineage: Eukaryota; Metazoa; Arthropoda; Insecta; Diptera; Culicidae. Bases 98 to 703 code for a protein of 201 amino acids. The record is from RefSeq and is a predicted model, not a curated record.
CAUUCUAGGAGGGGGCCUUCUCGAGUCUUUUACCAACCCGGAUAGGAGUGACAAAUUGUUUUCGGAGCUGCGCCAAGUGUUUUCGUGCAUAUUGACCAUGUCUAAGUUUGUGGAGCAGCGCGCAUGCAUCAGAUUUUGUUUGCGCAAUGAAAUAAACGCUGCAGAAACAUUGCGGAUGCUGCGAAAAGCAUUCGGGGAAGACUCUAUGUCAAAGAAAAAUGUAUACAAGUGGUACAGUGAUUUUAAAAAUGGCCGUGAGAAGGUCGAAGACGAGGACCGUCCGGGGAGACCAUCCACCUCGACCGACGACGCCCACGUCGUCCAAGUUAAGGAUUUGGUUGUCAACAAUCGUCGGUUGACGAUACGAGACCUUUCAGAACGUGUUGGGAUUUCAAAAGCAUCGGUCAACACCAUCCUCAAAGAUGUUUUGAGGUUGAAGCGGGUGAAGUCUCGCCUGGUACGCAUACGACCCGGAAACAAGGAACCAGUCCAGCGCGUACCGUCCCCCAAACGAGCCGAGGCCCAAGAAGUCACGCCAAAGCCGGUCGAAAAUCAAGGUGAUGCGAACGGUAUUCUUCGAUUACCGUGGGGUGGUUUUCACAAGGAAUUUCUUCCAAAGGGCCAAACGGUGAACAAAGAAUACUAUCUAAGCGUAAUGCGGCGGUUGCGGACCUCCAUCCGGCGAAAACGACCGGAUUUGUAGAAAAACAACAGCUGGUUUUUGCACCACGAUAAUGCGCCCUCCCGUACGGCCAUCAUUUUGAGGGAGUUUUUCGCAAAAACUGGCACCCAUAUUGUUCCGCAACCACCCGUAUUCGCCAGAUUUGGCACCGGCCGACUUCUGGCUGUUCAACAAGCUAAAACUGCCGCUUCGGGGACAUCGUUUUGAUACUAUCGAGGAGAUAGAAGCCGCAGCGCGACGGCGGUACUAAAGGACAUCCCAGCAUCCGCGUUUUCUACCUGCUUCAAGGAGUGGGAGAAGAGGUGGAAGAGGUGCAUUCCAUCGGAAGG